AGUUUCACAGCAAAUUUACACCUCUCUUGCUUCUUCACACAGUUUGAUCUCAGCCGUUGACGCGACCAUACGACUAUUUUUCUUUCUUUUUACUGUUUUCAUGCCUGCGUCGGUCGCGACGGAAGUUGCGAAGGCAAUCAACGCGGCCCGCAACUACGCCCUCUACUGCGACUACGACACCGCUCUCAAGUACUAUGGCAGCGUCCACAAGGAAAUCGACGCGUACACGCACGGCCUCGACGAUGCCGUGCUGCGCGGUCAAUGGGUCGGCCUGCAAACCCAGCUUGAGGAGGAAGUGCAGGCGGUCCGCGACAUACAAUCGGAGCUGAACCUCUUCUACGGCCCCGUCGUGGCCCGGCGGAAUGACACCGUAGACCACGACAGCAGUGGUGGCCCCGACGGCAGUGUCGACCGUCCGCUGCCGACGCGGCGAGCAGCGGCGGUGGCCAAAAAGCCACGCCUUGGCGGAGGCGCCACCACCACCACCGUCGUGUCGCACGUCAGCGUGCAAAACGCACGGCUGUACGGCGACAAGGACCGCUUUGGGCCACCGGAAGGUCCGCCGGUGCAGCAGCAGCCCACCGGUCGUCCCCACGGCCGCAGCGGAGCCUCCUCGCCAGCGGUGUCGUCGUCGACCGGUCACGCCUCCCCCGUCAACGGCUGCAGCGCAGCGCGCACCUCCUCUGCGACCCGCUCCCACAACUACCACGGCGGUGGCGGACCGGUGGGGCGGCGGGCCCCCGCGCCCACGUCCUCGCUGCCGAAUGGGCUUGGGGGAAAAGGGAAGCUGAAGGGUAAGCAAACAAUUCCCCGCUUUACCGGACGCCCCGGCGAGGAGGAGCUCGUGCAGCUCAUCGAGGGUGAUAUGCACGUGGGCAAACUGCCCGUGACGUGGGACGACAUCGCCGGCCUCGAUGAAGCGAAACGCCUGCUGGAGGAGGCGGUGGUGUACCCGGUGCUCAUGCCGGAUUACUACCAAGGCAUUCGACGUCCCUGGAAAGGCGUGCUGCUGUACGGCCCGCCUGGAACGGGCAAGACGAUGCUGGCCAAGGCGGUCGCCUCGGAGUGCAACACGACCUUCUUCAACAUCUCGCCCGCCACCCUCACGAGUAAGUGGCGCGGCGACAGUGAGAAGCUCAUCCGCGUCCUCUUUGAGAUGGCUCGCUACUAUGCCCCGAGCACCAUCUUCAUAGACGAGAUCGACUCCCUGUGCGGGCAGCGGGGCGGCGGCGACGAGCAUGAAGCCUCGCGGCGGGCAAAGGGCACCCUGCUGGCGCAAAUGGACGGCGUCGGCGUCGAUGCGGGCCAAAUAGUGAUGGUGCUCGGCGCCACGAACCACCCGUGGGACAUCGAUGAGGCGAUGCGACGACGGCUGGAGAAGCGGAUCUACAUUCCGCUGCCGGAUGUGGCGGACCGCAUUGAGCUGUUCCGCAUCAACACCAUGUCCAUCAAGCUGAGCAGCGACGUUGACUUCGGCAAGCUGUCGCAGAUGCUCGAUGGCCAUCACUACAGCGGUGCGGACAUCACCAACCUGGUGCGCGACGCCGCCAUGAUGACGAUGCGGCGGUUUAUGAAAGAGGCGGAUAAGCAGUCGCUGAAGGAGAACGCGGCGGAGAUUGGACGGCAGGUGGCGGAGCAGCCCAUCACGAUGAACGACUUCCUCUCCGCUCUGCGCAAAGUGCCGAGCAGCGUCAACGCGGAGAACAUCAAGAAGUUCGAGCAAUGGAAGCAGAAGUUCGAGAUGAAUAUGUGA
Messenger RNA from Leptomonas pyrrhocoris, 1753 nucleotides. Its product is annotated as putative katanin. Bases 101 to 1753 code for a protein of 550 amino acids. The record is from RefSeq and is a predicted model, not a curated record. Gene Ontology annotation, cellular component: microtubule cytoskeleton. Gene Ontology annotation, molecular function: microtubule binding; ATP hydrolysis activity; microtubule severing ATPase activity. The transcript has a single exon. Gene Ontology annotation, biological process: microtubule severing. Lineage: Eukaryota; Euglenozoa; Kinetoplastea; Trypanosomatida; Trypanosomatidae.